Messenger RNA from Rana temporaria (common frog), 2616 nucleotides. It is a transcript of the gene FOXG1, whose product is annotated as forkhead box G1. Lineage: Eukaryota; Metazoa; Chordata; Amphibia; Anura; Ranidae. Bases 219 to 1532 code for a protein of 437 amino acids. Gene Ontology annotation, molecular function: DNA-binding transcription factor activity; sequence-specific double-stranded DNA binding. Gene Ontology annotation, cellular component: nucleus. The transcript is spliced from 2 exons. The record is from RefSeq and is a predicted model, not a curated record. Gene Ontology annotation, biological process: regulation of transcription by RNA polymerase II.
UGGGCUCUUCUAAUCCUGGUCACAUAGCAUUCAUGCGGCAGACUGAAGUCCAGGAUUACCUAAGACCAUCCAGAAUCCAAGCCUGGGACUACAAAUCUUGCCUCUCACCAGUGUUUGGAGACAUUGGUGCGACAGAGAGAAGUGCUGCUCCUCCUGACUUGUUCCUGACUUCUUCCUGCUACAACUUCACCUGAGUGUCCUGCUCCCAUCCUUGUGAUAUGUUGGACAUGGGGGAGAGAAAAGAAGUCAAAAUGAUGCCCAAGUCAUCCUUCAGCAUCAACAGCCUGGUGCCUGAAGCGGUCCAAAAUGACAACCACCCUCAGCCUCCUCAGCACCACCACCACCAUCACCACCACCACCACCACCCGCUUCUCAACCAGCCUCAACCCCACCACCGUGUUGUGCAGGAGGAGGACGACCUGGACAAAAGUCUCCUGGAGGUCAAGACUGAGAGCCUCCCCCCUGGUAAGGUGGACCCUGCUUCUUCUGAGCUGGUUGUUGGGGACCCCGAAAAGGACAAACCUGAAGAGAAGAAAGGAGACGCUGCUGGGGCCAAAGAUGGGGAGGCUGGCAAGGAGGGCGAUAAAAAGAACGGCAAAUAUGAGAAGCCCCCCUUCUCUUACAACGCCCUCAUCAUGAUGGCCAUCCGCCAGAGUCCGGAGAAGCGCUUGACCCUCAAUGGGAUCUAUGAGUUCAUCAUGAAGAACUUUCCCUACUACCGGGAGAACAAGCAAGGCUGGCAGAACUCCAUCAGGCACAACCUCAGCCUGAACAAGUGCUUUGUCAAGGUACCCCGGCAUUACGAUGAUCCUGGCAAAGGUAACUACUGGAUGCUGGACCCCAGCAGCGAUGAUGUCUUCAUUGGUGGCACCACUGGCAAGCUGCGCAGGAGAUCUACCACGUCCAGGGCUAAGUUGGCAUUCAAGCGAGGGGCCAGGCUCACCUCCACUGGACUGACUUUCAUGGAUAGAGCCGGCUCCUUGUACUGGCCUAUGUCCCCCUUCCUGUCUUUGCAUCACCCAAGGGCCAGCAGCGCUUUGAGCUACAAUGGAACCACCUCAGCUUACCCCAGCCACCCCAUGCCCUACAGUUCUGUAUUGACUCAAAACUCUUUGGGGAACAACCACUCCUUUUCUUCGUCCAAUGGCUUGAGCGUAGACAGACUUGUCAAUGGGGACAUCCCCUAUGCCACCCACCACCUAACAGCCGCUGCCCUGGCUGCCUCAGUGCCAUGCGGGCUACCAGUUCCUUGCUCUGGGACCUACUCCUUAAACCCUUGCUCUGUGAACCUUCUAGCUGGACAAACGGGCUACUUUUUCCCCCACGUCCCCCACCCUUCCUUAACUUCCCAAAGCACGUCCAUGACAGCCAGGGCUGCCUCUUCUUCCACCUCUCCCCAGGCUCCUUCCACCCUUGCCUGUGAAUCCCUCAGACCUUCUUUGCCAACUUUUACCACGGGACUAACGGGAGGACUGUCUGAUUACUUUACACAUCAAAAUCAGGGUUCAUCUACCAACUCUUUGAUACAUUAACCUCUAGGAGAGCAAGACUGUAAGUGAACAUUUUACACACUUUCAAUUGUACAUGAAAACUGAAAGAAAAAAAAACAAACAAAAAAAAAAGCAAGCGAACAAAAGACAAAAAAACCUUAAAAAAAGACAAGUCCAGGUAUUUUUUAUGAAGUCCCCCUUAUUUUUGUGUACGUCUGUUCAGUCUCUAGGGUUCUUUAUUAUUAAGAUGAGGCGUGGUGUCAAAGUGAAAGCAAUGUAGGAGCACACUGACCUCUGGGAAUCAAAAAAGAUGUUUUUUUUUCUUUUUUUUUUUGAUGCUAUAGAAUGUAUAACUGAUCUCUACAUAGCGACUGCUUUGCAUUAUUUGUUACUCAGUACCAUUACUUGUUAUUCAGUACAAUUCUAUCACUUCUAGUAGCCAGGAAUUCAUGUCUGCAGUAUUACAAGUCAUAAAGCUCUUAAAAGUUCAAAACUGCUAAAAAAUAAUUUACUCAAAACUAUAAAAAAAAAAUCGUAUUUAUGUUAAUGAAAAGUCCAACUGCAUAGUUCUUUUUGCCCACUUAUUUUGGAUCAUUACACCAUAACAACAAAAAAAAAAUGGGUAUUUUAUUUUCUUUUGUUUACUUUUAGACCAAAGAUUGGGAUAUAGAUGAAUGCAGAAUGUACUGAUCUAUGUAACAAUGACAAUCAUAUUUCUACAACAAUUCACCUUUUAGCCUGCAGCAUUGUCCGUUGCAAACAGAAAAAACAAAAGAGAAAAAAAGUACAAAAUCUAAUUAUUAUAAAGUAAGUUUGAGGGGGACAAACUGAAUACUGCCUUCAAUUUGUGUUGUGUAUAUUAUGGUGUAUGUGCUCACUAACCGGUCGGUCAAACUUUUUUUUUUUUUUUUAUGUAGUGAAACGUUUUAAAACCGAUUGUACUUCUAGGUAAUCCUUGCAAAAACUAUGUAUAACCCGUGUUGAGUAAAAAUGCAUACAACUGAGUGAUUGUUAAUUGUCUUAAAAAUUUCUUGAUUGUGAUAAUGUGGUCAUAUGCCCGUGUUUGUCACUUAUACAAAUGUUUACUAUGGAGACACAGAAAUAAAAAAUAGGCCAAAUUCAUAUA